AUGGUGCCGAGAGUUUUCUCCCUUCUAGCUUUCGCCGGCAUCGGCUAUGCGAGUGCUCAGGCCUCGUGCAAAUGCACUCCAGGCGACUCAUGCUGGCCUUCUGUUGACACUUGGACUGCGCUCAAUAAAACAGUAUCCGGGAAACUUAUCCACAAUCUCCCAGUCGCUAUUUCGUGCUACCCCGGUACUUACCAGGACACCGAGGAGUGCGCCCACGUCUACUCGCAAUGGUCCAAUUCUACAUUCCAAGAGCUUUCCCCGGUCGGAUACGUUUAUCCUACAGCCGACCCAUGCCCUGCUGUUGACCUGAGCUCAGGCACAGAGCCUGGAACAUGUACCCUGGGGCCCGCCCCGAUUUACACAAUCAAUGCAACAGAGCCCGCAGAGCUAGCAGCUGGCAUAGCAUUUGCGAAAAAGAACAACGUUCGCCUGGUUAUAAGAAAUACGGGACAUGAUAUGUUGGGAAAGAGCGAAGGUUAUGGAGCACUCCAAAUUUGGAUCAAAUAUAUCCAGAAGGGAAUCACUUUCCAUGAGACCUACGCUGCUUCCGAUAAGUGCACACACAGCGGUUGGAAAGGCUCUGCAAUUACCAUUGCCGGAGGGUAUGUUUGGGGAGAUGUAUACAAUGUGGCAUUCAAGCGCAAUGUCAUAAUUGUCGGUGGAGGUGAUCCGACCGUUGGCUGCAUUGGCGGUUACACAUCAGGAGGUGGUCACUCGCCGGCUAGCCGUGACUAUGGUCUUGCUGCAGACCAAGUGCUAGAAGCUCAGGUUGUACUAGCGAAUGGCUCUAUCGUUACAGCUAAUGCAUGCCAGAAUUCGGAUCUCUACUUUGCCAUUCGUGGUGGUGGAGGCGGCAGCUAUGGCGUCGUUAUCUCCAUGACGUUUAAAGUCUACCCCAGCAAGACUGUUGUGGGACAGGCCCUCACGAUCAGUCUGAUUGACAAGGAUACCGAUUCACUAUUGGAGGCUAUCACCGAUAUCUACGAGCAAUAUCCUAGUAUCAUGGAUGGCGGAUUCUCUGGGUACGGAUCCUGGUCUAUUAACAGCCCUAUGCAGCUGUUUUCCAACAAGACCGUUGGUUAUACUCAUGCCAUUGCAAUUAUGGGCAAGUCGCUGGCUAAUGCCCAGAAAAUCUUUGACCCAGUUCUGAAGAAGCUGCAGAAGUACAAUGGUACUUCCCUCGAUGUAUCCGUUUCAUGGUAUGAGUUCCCAACAUACGCAGCCUAUUACCAGGCUAUGUCGGGUGUGAAGCAGAAUGUUGGAUCAUCACACUCAGCUCUCACUUCGCGGAUGAUGGGAAAAGCUGCUUUGGCUUCUAACCACACUCGACUGCGCAACAUGAUCGGAGUUACGGCAGGUGAACCGAACGAAUAUGCAAUCACCAAUAUGGAGCUUAUUGCCGGUGGCAAGGUCCUCACUGAUGGGGCUGAUAAGCACUCCGGUCUCAACCCUGCGUGGCGCUCUACCUACAUGGUGAACGUUGUCGCUAGAGGCUGGGCAGACGACUCCACUUCCCAAUCCGUCAAGGACGAUAUCACCUACAACAAGGGAGCAGCCAUGACUCAGUUGACCCCAACCCUAGGUAGCUACAUGAAUGAGGCCGACCGCAACGACCCCUUGUGGCUUACUAAUUUCUAUGGUACCAACUAUCCUCGCCUUGCAGCAAUCAAGAAGAAGUACGAUCCGACGGGUCUGUUUUACUGCCCGACUUGUGUGGGCAGUCCUUCGUGGUACCAGCGAGCUCUAUCUGGGACAAAAUACGGUCCACUUUGUCCAACGGGUGUUUGA
This is a messenger RNA of Penicillium vulpinum, 1788 nucleotides long. RefSeq lists its product as uncharacterized. Gene Ontology annotation, molecular function: oxidoreductase activity; FAD binding. The transcript has 5 exons. The record is from RefSeq and is a predicted model, not a curated record. The coding region runs from base 1 to 1788 and encodes 595 amino acids. Lineage: Eukaryota; Fungi; Ascomycota; Eurotiomycetes; Eurotiales; Aspergillaceae.